Molecule: messenger RNA, 3753 nt
Organism: Boleophthalmus pectinirostris (great blue-spotted mudskipper)
Lineage: Eukaryota; Metazoa; Chordata; Actinopteri; Gobiiformes; Gobiidae
Gene: lzts3b
Product: leucine zipper, putative tumor suppressor family member 3b
Exons: 7
Coding region: 8-2401 (797 amino acids)
Biological process (GO): regulation of dendritic spine morphogenesis
Cellular component (GO): dendritic spine
Source: RefSeq, a predicted model, not a curated record
UGAGAGGAUGGAGAGAGAGAGGGAAAGAGAGAGGGAGAGAGAGAUGCAGGCAGCAGCAGCAGCAGCUUUAGACGUUUGUGGGAACAUAGUGGGGAGAGGGGCACCGGACAAGAGACAAGAAGUCAUGAUAAACCAGCACCAACACAGGGAGAUGGCUUCUGCUCGCAACGAUGGCGACAGCAACCAAGCAAGCGGACACAACCCACCCAAGAUCAUGCCCGUGUCCGGAAAGCUAGAGCAGGCAAUGCAGAGCAACUCGGGCCUGGUGCGUCCUUCUGCCUUCAAACCCGUGGUCCCCAAAAGCUUCCACUCGAUGCAGAACCUGGUGGGACAGGCCGGAGGAGCGGGGGGAGAGGGGAAGUGUGAGGCCAGAGGGGAGGGUUACAGCGAGGGCCGGAGCAGGAGAGCCAGAGACGCAGAGGCCGGGGAGGUCCCAGAAGCGCUGCUGCUGGACCAGGACAGUCCAGUGAGGGUGGCGCGAGGAGAGGGGGCGGGCAACAACAAUGAGGUGGUCCAAGGAAUGUCCGACUCUGGGAGGAACUCUCUGACCAGCCUGCCCACCUACGCCGGGUCAGGGUCAGGACAUGGACCCCCCGCUGUUUUGGGACCCCUGAGUGCGUCCACCAGCCACAUCAACAGACUGGGCAUGGUGGGGGCAGCGGCCGGCCUCGAUAAGCUGGACAAGCCUGGGUAUCAGAACGGCCUCAGUGCGUCGGACAGCGGGCGCUCCUCUUCAGGUAAAAGCUCGUCGUCCUAUCAGAGGCUGAGUCACCUGAGUGAUGCUCCCGCCCCUCUACGCCCGUCCCCGUCCUCCGAUGACAUCAUCCAAGACCUGGAGGACCGUCUGUGGGAGAAGGAGCAAGAGGUGCAGCACAUGCGUCGUAAUCUGGACCAGAGCGAAGCGGCCAUUAUCCAGGUGUUUGAGGAAAAGCAGCGCGUUUGGGAGCGACAGAUGGACGAGCUCAGACAAAACUACGCCUCUCGUCUGCAGCAGGUGACAAGGCGUGCCCAGCGCUCCCAGACCGCUCUACAGGCUCAGAUCGGCAGACUGUCCCAGGACAAGCGGCGUCUACAGGAGGAGAUGGCUGCUUUGCUUGCCCAGAGAGAGGAGCUGGAGAGAAAGUGUCUGGACUAUAGAAAAGAACAAGCUGACAUCCUGCCCCGGCUGGAGGAGACCAAGUGGGAGGUGUGUCAGAAGGCAGGUGAGAUCUCCCUGUUGAAGCAGCAGCUCAGAGAGAGUCAGGCAGAGGUGACCCAGAGGGCAGGGGAGAUGGUGGCUCUGAGGGGCCAGCUGAAGGAGCUCAAUGCCCAGCUGAGAGAGAGGGAGGAGGCCAUGCUGGGCCUCAAAGACUCCUACAGCACCAAGAGCCUGGAGCUGGAGAAGUGUGAGAAUGAACUGCGCAGGACUCUCUCUGAGGUGUCAGUCCUCCGGGAGAAGCUGGGCGUGUUUGAAGCAGAGGUGCUGAGCUUGAAGCGAGCUCUGAGCGAAGUGAGCCGCGGCGCUGAGGUGGUCGUGAGCCCAAACUUAGCUGCUGCAGGACUGUUACCUCCCUGGGGAAUGGUCCACUGCCCCCGGAACCCAAACGAGCCCCCCAACAACGCCCUGACGCCCCCUUCCGACACGCUCCUCAGCCUCCAGAGUGACGAAGCUAAGGCCCAGCGUCAGGAGGCUCAGAGACAGGAACGGCAGCAACGUGAAGAAGCACAAUGGAGACAAGACCCCCACAUCCCCCCGGACAUGCAGGGCCGAUCCGAGACUCAACUACGUCAGGACGCCCCCUUCAGGCACGAAGCGCAACUGCGUCAGGAGGCCCAGCUCCGCCACGAGGCCCAGCUCCGUCACGAGGCCCAGAUAAGCCAAGAGGUGCAGCUCAGACAAGAUGCUCACCAGCCCCACCGUGAGGCCAACUGGGAUGAAGCAGGGGAGUUGCGGAGACAGCUGGAGCAACUACAGUCCGCGCUACGCUUAGAGAGACAACAGCGAGAACGCCAAGCUCUCAACUUUGAUCAGGAGAGACACACCUGGCAGGAUGAGAAAGAGAGGGUUUUGAAAUAUCAGGCGCAGCUUCAGUUAAGUUACGUGGAGACGCUGCAGAAGAACCAAGCAUUGGAGAAACGCAUGACCCAACUGGGAAGCAAAUCUACAACAGCUCCCACGACAACAACCACGACCACGACGACUGCUACUACGGCGACAUCCCCGACCUCCUCGAAUUCGCCUCCUCCGUCUCUCACCGUGUCUCCCAUGUCCCCUCAGCUGCCCCCGUCUUUGCCCGGUCCCAUCUCUCUUACCCUGUCCCCGCCCUGUGAAGAUCAGAAAGCCCCACCCUCCCUCCACCACCUUGCACCUCCCUGGGCAGGACCAUCCCGUCUGGAGAGGAUAGAGUCCACUGAAAUCUAAAAAAGACAUUCUCCGACCCAGUUCAAAACACAGAUUACAAAGACACAAGAUCUUUUCAGCCUGAUAUUACAACAUACACUGCAAAAAGUAACAUCAUGCUGAAUUGAAAUUACAUGAUUUAGGAAAGUUUAUCUUGAUUUAAGUAAAUUCACUUGACAAGUAAAAUUAUCUACAGAUGGAACAAAACUUUUUAGAAACUACAUAUUUCACCUGGGUUUGCAAUCCUUCAGAAAUUUAUUUAAUAAUAUACUUAAUUAACCGGUCGAUGGUGUCUUAGUUUACCAAAGUUUGUAUGAGUAAUUUAUUUUAUUUUAUUUAUAUCAUAAGGAUUUAGUUUAGGAGGACAACAGCAGAAAGGAGAAAGAUUUAGGAGCGAAUCCUUCGUGUGAAUACAGUUUUUUGUUUUCCUUUCUGUUUAAAUUGUUGCUUUCGGAUGAACUCCUGAGCAGGUGUAGUGUUUUGAAUGCAGUUUCUGUCAGAUAUAAGUCUAAAAGUUUAGCGAGUUUUGGCCACACCCCGUUUUUAGUCGACUAAUCGAUUGGCAGGGCAUACCUUUAGUCGACCAAGAAUUUCUUUAGUCAACUACAGCCUUAAUUAACUUAAGAAAAAAAGAUAUGAAAAAACAACUCACUACACUUUAAAUAAAAAACUAAAUCGUGUGUUACUGGAAUUAUAACAUGACACUUCUUCCAUUGGUCCAUAAUUUUAUCACGUCAAAUCUACUCCAAUCAACUAAAAUGUUCUUAAUUAAAGUAAUUUUAACUUACCAAGAUAUUACUUUUUGCAGUGUAUUAGGCUUAGUAUAUAGUAACAUAUUAUGACAAAGUAUUCCUGGACACAUGAGCAGAAAUUGUGAAAUGUACCAUUGAGUAGCUGUUACCAACAAUAGGUUGAGAUUCAAUUUAUCAAGGAUUUUUCAACCUCCGAAGCAGCCUUUUGCUAAAUAAUUGCACAUUCAACUCAAUCAGUGUUUGUGAAAAAUGUGCCACACUGAUAUAUGGGGAAAAGAUAAUAAUAUUAAAUGACAAUGGCUUACAGUUACAUGUGCACUCAAAAUCUUCUCAUUAUUUUUUAGUUAUAAGACUAUUUACAUGACACAUUAACAGCCCCAUAAGAUCUGGUUAUCUUAUACCAUGGUCAGAGAGAAUAUUAAGUAAUUACUGUGCAUUAUUUUUGCAUAACCACACAGGUAGUAUGGGCAACGAUUAAUCACAGGUAAACAAAUGAACUGUUACUACUACUUAAACAGAAAUAAUUAAUGCUUUGAACAUCCACAGAUUUAAAAGUUGACUAUUUUCAGGAGGUGGGACCAUGGUAUAAGUGGAUUAAAAAACUAGGGGCAGUGCGUUACC